Molecule: messenger RNA, 1988 nt
Organism: Coregonus clupeaformis (lake whitefish)
Lineage: Eukaryota; Metazoa; Chordata; Actinopteri; Salmoniformes; Salmonidae
Product: tetraspanin-8
Exons: 8
Coding region: 417-1103 (228 amino acids)
Cellular component (GO): membrane
Source: RefSeq, a predicted model, not a curated record
UGGAGACUGGAGUGGACUGUCUAGUUAGUAACCACACCCACAGCUUUGAAAGAGAGGCUAGAGAGAGUGGACUGGGCUGAGUAGUCAGGAACCACACCCACAGCUUUGAAAGAGAGGCUAGAGAGAGUGGACUGGGCUGAGUAGUCAGGAACCACACCCACAGCUUUGAAAGAGAGGCUAGAGAGAGUGGACUGGGCUGAGUAGUCAGGAACCACACCCACAGCUUUGAAAGAGAGGCUAGAGAGAGUGGACUGGGCUGAGUAGUCAGGAACCACACCCACAGCUUUGCAAUACGGGUUUGUGAAAGAACCCUCUCACUCACACACAACACCAGGGUGGGUCUGGAACAGAGCAGUAGGCAGUAACUUGACGUUGGUCUGACAUCACCUCUUGCCUGGCUGUUGGAAGGAUAGAAGAUGGCUCUGAAUAAGUGUGUGAAGUACCUGCUCUUCCUCUUCAACCUACUGUUCUGGAUCAGUGGAUGCAUCAUUCUUGGUGUCUCCAUCUACCUCAAAGUGAGCAAGAAUGGAAACGUGAUAAUGGACGAGGCAGUGCCAUUUGUAGACCUGCUGAUAGCCGUUGGUGUCAUCAUCAUGGUCCUGGGCUUCUUGGGCUGCUGCGGAGCCAUUAAGGAAAACCGCUGCAUGCUCAUUCUGUUCUUCGUCGGGCUGCUCCUCAUCUUCAUCCUCCUGCUGAUCGCCGGAAUCCUGGGAGCUGUCGGAGAGAAGAAGUCUCAGGUGUGGGUGAAGGAGAGUCUGGGGAAGCUGCUGCCACUGAGGGACCAGAAGCCUGACGUCCAGACGGACAUGCAGAAACUGGAAGUGGAGGCAAAGUGCUGUGGCCUGAUCAACGGAGCCUCUGACUGGGGCCCCACUGUCCCCAGUUCUUGUAACUGUGUUGACACCGCUCAAGCCUGCCAACUUGCAGAUGGACGCCAAGUGUACUCAACGCCUUGUGUCAAGUUUGUGACUUCCUUCAUGGAGAAACACGCAAUCAUCGCGCUGGGGAUUGCAUUCGGCGUCGCAGUCUUGAUGCUCUUUGGAAUGGCCUUCGCCAUGACCCUGUACUGCCAGAUUGGGAAGAGGGAUGCCAACACUGCCUAAAUGCAGCGAGACAUGAUACACCUUCAUCCAGGGUUGUGGUCAAUUUGAAUUGGAAGUCAUCAAUUCAGGAAGUAAACUGAAAUUCCAAUUGAAAAAAAGGGAUCUAUUUUCAAUGAUUUCUCAAACUGAAAAGCAGAAGUUAUUUAUUCCUAAUUUUCACAUUAGAAUUUUAAAUACAAAUCACUUCCUGAAUUGACUGACUUCAAUUCAAAUUGACCCCAAUCAUGACUUUAUCAAAAGUUGGCUUUGACAUAUCCCAUACAGCAUGCAUGCAACGUGUACUUUAUACUGAACGUCAGGGUUGGGGUUCAAUUCCAGUCAAUUCAGGAAGUACACUGAAACUCCAAUUCUCUUCAAUGAGCAAUAUUUGGAAUGGAGUUUGCAUUGUGAAUUGACUGGACUUGAAAUGGCAUGGACCCCAACAUGCUGAGCAUCACUAUGGACCGCAUGUGUUUCUAUAUCUUUUACCUGCGCCAAAUGAUGCUCUGAUUUGGGUUUCAGAUCUUUUGUUAAAUUAUGGCAGUGUCUUGACUUGUGAAGUUGAUUGAGCCAUAUCUCAUUGAACAUGCAUUUGUCUUUUUGAAAGAGCUCUGUUUCCAUUGACUACUGCUCUACGUAUUUCUCACUGAAGUCCAUACACUGAACUUUGUAUAAUUCAUGCUCAAAUGUUUUAAACUUUUUCCAAAUUGUAUUGCAAUCUCGUAGAUAUUAGUCUGAUGGUAAUAUUGAUCAAGCUGUAUAUAAUUUUGCAAGUUUUUUUUAAAAUUUAAUUUAUAUAAUGAUUGCAGUACAUGUCAGUGUCUUCUGUUCAAGGCCUGUGAGCUUUACGUCCUUCCUCUUCUGAGGUACUUUACAAAUAAAGAAGUCAUUCAUUUGGUUUCCCCA